UGCCUACAUUGUGAGACUUGGAGUCUAUUAUUUUAAAGAAUUGCGGAGGUUUAGGACGUCUUUAUUUUCUGAGCUUCCUGACAAAUCUUUGUGAGUAGUACAUAUUUUUAUUUGAAAAUACUUUUGUGUUUAUAGCCGUUGACCUACGUGGGUCCAUAGAAGCACGUCAUGAAGCCUAGGGAUUGUCCAAAGCGCUGUGGACAAAGGUGUUCCUAAACCCUGGCCAUGUGGCAGAACUGAAGUUUUUCCUCUCUGAUUAAUCUCGCUCUGCAGCAGUCUUCAGAGGUAGAUUGAAUUAGUGAAUUAGCUUUUAUGCUUCUACUCGAGUUUUGUUUGCUGAGCGACUUGAGAUCAUCCAUGUGGGCUACCGAUGGACUUAGAGACGAAAUGCCUCUGGGAUUUCCAGUGACUUUGAAGCCGUAUGAAGCAUGAAGAUGGAGUUUUAACAUUGAACGCGGAGAACACUAAUUAUGCCUAUCAAGUUCCAAACUUCCAUAAGUGUGAAAUCUGUCUGCUAUCUUUUCCAAAAGAGUCCCAGUUUCAACGCCACAUGAGGGAUCACGAGCGAAAUGACAAGCCACAUCGAUGUGACCAGUGCCCCCAAACAUUUAAUGUUGAAUUCAACCUGACACUUCACAAAUGCACCCACAAUGGGGAAGAGCCUACCUGUCCUGUGUGUAACAAGAAAUUCUCCAGAGUGGCUAGUCUCAAAGCGCAUGUUAUGCUCCAUGAAAAGGAAGAGAGUCUCAUCUGCUCCGAGUGCGGGGAUGAGUUCGCCCUGCAGAGCCAGCUGGCCACGCACAUGGAGGAGCACCGGCAGGAGCUGGCCGGCGGCCGGCCGCACGCCUGCAAGGCCUGCGGGAAGGACUUCGAGACGCCCUCCCAGCUGAAGGAGCACGCGAAGACGCACUACAAGAUCAGGGUAUCGAGUACAAGGUCUUAUAAUCGGAACAUCGACAGGAGUGGCUUCACAUACUCAUGCCCACACUGUGGAAAGACGUUUCAAAAGCCCAGUCAGUUAACUCGGCAUAUUAGGAUACACACAGGUGAAAGGCCGUUUAAAUGUAGUGAGUGUGGGAAGGCUUUUAACCAGAAGGGGGCCCUGCAGACGCACAUGGUCAAGCAUACAGGUGAAAAACCCCACGCCUGUGCCUUCUGUCCUGCUGCCUUUUCUCAAAAAGGGAAUCUCCAGUCCCACGUGCAGAGAGUCCACUCUGAGGUCAAGAAUGGCCCCACGUAUAACUGUACCGAGUGCAGUUGUGUGUUUAAAAGCCUCGGGAGCUUGAACACCCACAUCAGCAAGAUGCACGUGGGCGGGGUGCAGAACCCUGCGGGCCCCGCGGAGACAGCUCACGUGCUAACGGCCACGCUGUUUCAGACGUUACCUCUCCAGCAGACGGAAGUCCACGUGACGUCUGCAUCGAGCCAGCAGAACUCCCAGGCCGUGACCGACGUCAUCCAGCAGCUGCUGGAGCUCUCAGAGCCGGGGCCAGCGGAGUCCAGCCAGCCCCCGCAGCCCGGCCAGCAGCUCAGCAUCACCGUGGGCAUCAACCAGGACAUCCUGCAGCAAGCCUUAGAAAACAGUGGGCUGUCUUCAAUUCCAGCUGCCGCGCACGCUCACGACACCAGCCACGCCAGGACGCCCUCCACGCAGGUGCCAAGUCUGGACGCUCCUCACCCUCCGAGUGAGCAGACCCACCCCACAGAUGCAGAGCAGGAAAAAGAGCAAGAAAGCCCAGAGAAGUUGGAUAAAAAAGAAAAAAAAAUCAUAAAGAAGAAAUCACCGUUUCUACCUGGUUCCAUCCGCGAGGAGAACGGCGUGCGGUGGCACGUGUGUCCCUACUGCACCAAGGAGUUCCGGAAGCCGAGCGACCUGGUGCGCCACAUCCGCAUUCACACUCACGAGAAGCCCUUCAAAUGUCCCCAGUGCUUCCGGGCCUUCGCCGUGAAGAGCACCCUCACCGCUCACAUCAAAACGCACACGGGCGUCAAGGCAUUCAAGUGCCAGUACUGCAUGAAGAGCUUCUCCACGUCGGGGAGCCUCAAAGUGCACAUUCGUCUGCACACAGGGGUCAGACCUUUUGCUUGUCCUCACUGUGACAAAAAGUUUCGAACCUCAGGCCAUAGGAAGACUCACAUCGCUUCUCACUUCAAACACACGGAGUUAAGAAAGAUGAGACACCAGCGUAAACCUGCAAAGGUUCGAGUCGGCAAGGCCAGCGUUCCAGUCCCCGACAUUCCUUUGCAAGAGCCGAUUCUCAUAACUGACGUAGGUCUUAUCCAGCCCAUUCCAAGAAACCAGUUUUUUCAAAGUUAUUUUAAUAAUAAUUUUGUAAACGAAGCAGAUAGACCGUACAAGUGUUUUUACUGUCAUCGUGCAUAUAAAAAAUCUUGCCACCUUAAACAACACAUCAGAUCACAUACAGGUGAAAAGCCUUUUAAAUGUUCUCAGUGUGGAAGAGGCUUUGUUUCUGCAGGAGUGCUCAAAGCACACGUCCGAACGCACACUGGACUAAAAUCUUUCAAGUGUCUGAUAUGUAACGGAGCUUUCACUACUGGUGGGAGCUUACGGCGACAUAUGGGUAUCCAUAAUGACCUUCGUCCCUAUAUGUGUCCCUAUUGCCAGAAAACAUUUAAGACCUCACUAAAUUGCAAAAAGCACAUGAAAACCCAUAGAUACGAGCUCGCCCAGCAGCUCCAGCAGCACCAGCAAGCCGCCUCGCUGGACGACGGCGCCGGGGACCAGCCGAGCGUGCACGUCUCGACGCACAUGCAGGUGGGGAUGGAGAGCGAGCAGCUGCGGGAGGCGGCCGGCCCCGCCCACCCCGAGGCCAUGCUGGACCUGGAGCCGCAGCAGGUGGUGCGCACGGAGGACGCGGGCCUGGGUCAGCCACUGACGCACCAGCCCCUGGAAGCUGAUGAAGACAGGUUCGUGGCUCCGCCGCCCACCCUCCCGGCACACAUGGACCAGUUUGAAGAGCCAGCCCCUCCGCAGCAGUCCUUCGAGCCGGCCGGCCUUUCGCAGGGCUUUACCGUGACGGACACGUACGGCCAGCAGCCCCCGUUUGCCCCCGUCCAGCAGCUCCAGGACUCCAGCACGCUGGAAUCUCAGGCCCUCUCCACCAGCUUCCACCAGCAGAACCUACUGCAGGUCCCCAGCUCUGAUGCGAUGAGUGUCACCACGCGAUUGAUCCAGGAGCCGUCCCAGGAGGAACUGGAGCUGCGGACUCAGCGUCCCCGAUUCCUGGAGGACGGGGAGGACCAGAGCCGGCGCUCCUACAGGUGUGAGUACUGCAGCAAAGGCUUCAAGAAGUCGAGCCACCUGAAGCAGCACGUGCGGUCCCACACUGGGGAGAAGCCCUACAAGUGCAAGCUCUGUGGGCGCGGCUUCGUCUCCUCCGGGGUCCUCAAGUCGCAUGAGAAGACACACACAGGGGUCAAGGCGUUCAGCUGCAGCGUGUGCAAUGCGUCAUUCACCACCAACGGCAGCCUCACCCGGCACAUGGCCACGCACGUGAGCAUGAAGCCCUACAAGUGCCCGUUCUGCGAGCAGGGCUUCCGCGCCGCGGCACACUGGAAGAAACACAUGAAGAGGCACCAGGCCGUCCCGUCUGCGGCGGCGGCCGCGGGGGAGGCGGACGGAGCAGAUGUGUGUCUGGAGGAGGAGGAGGAGAACUCUGACAGAAGUGCCUCUCGCAAGGCUCGUCCCGAGGUCAUCACGUUCACGGAGGAGGAGACGGCGCAGUUGGCCAAGAUCCGGCCGCAGGAAAGUGCCACCGUCUCAGAGCAGGUCCUGGUGCAGUCGGCGGCCGAGAAGGACCGCAUCAGCGAGAUGAAGGACCGGCAGGCCGAGCUGGAGGCCGAGCCCAAGUUCGCCAACUGCUGCUCCUACUGCCCCAAGAGCUUCAAGAAGCCCAGCGACCUGGUGAGGCAUGUUCGGAUCCACACCGGAGAGAAGCCGUAUAGGUGUGACGAGUGCGGGAAAAGCUUCACUGUUAAGUCGACUCUGGACUGCCACGUGAAGACCCACACAGGUCAGAAGCUCUUCAGCUGCCACGUGUGCAGCAACGCCUUCUCGACGAAGGGGAGCCUGAAGGUGCACAUGCGUCUGCACACGGGGGCCAAGCCGUUCAAGUGUCCGCACUGCGAGCUGCGCUUCCGCACGUCGGGCCGGAGGAAGACGCACAUGCAGUUCCAUUACAAGCCCGACCCGAAGAAAGCCCGCAAGCCGGCGGCCCGGAGCGCGUCCGAAGGCCUGCAGCCCGUGAACCUGCUCGGUCCCACGUCCGCUGACCCGAACGUGUUCGUCAUGAACAACUCGGUUCUCGCGGGGCAGUUUGAGCAGAGCGCGCUGCAGCAGGGGCUGGUGGGCCAGGCUGUCCUUCCCGCCUCCGUGUCGGCCGGCGGCGACUGGACGGUGUCCCUGGCGGACGGGAGCCUGACCACCCUGGAGGGCGUGCAGUUACAGCUGGCCGCCAACUUGGUCGGCCCCAAUGUGCAGAUCUCGGGCAUCGAUGCCUCCAGCAUUAAUAACAUCACGCUCCAGAUCGACCCAAGUAUUUUGCAGCAAACGCUACAGCAGGGCAGCUUGCUCACCCAGCAGCUGCCUGGGGAGCCCGGCCUGGCCUCCCAGAGCGGCUCUCUUCAGACCCAGGAUAGCACGGUCCCCGCUAGCGUCGUCAUCCAGCCCAUCCCCGGCCUGUCCUUACAGCCCACCGUGACGUCAGCCAGUCUGACCAUCGGCCCGCUGUCGGAGCAGGACCCCGUGAUGACCACCAGCAGCGGUGGGACUCAAGACCUCUCUCAGGUGAUGACAUCGCAAGGCCUGGUGUCCAGCUCCAGCGGCCCCCACGAGAUCACCCUGACCAUUAACAACUCCAGUCUGAGCCAGGUCUUGGCACAGGCUGCCGGGCCCACUGCUGCAUCGUCCUCGGGGUCUCCCCAGGAGAUCACUCUGACCAUCUCUGAGCUGAACACCACCCCUGGGAGCCUUCCUUCGACAACACCCAUGUCUCCAUCGGCCAUGUCUGCUCAGAACCUGGUCAUGGCGUCGUCAGGAGUGGGAGGAGAUGCCAGUGUUACGCUGACCCUGGCCGACACUCAGGGCCUGCUCUCUGGAGGGCUGGACACGGUCACGCUCAACAUCGCUUCUCAGGGCCAGCAGUUCCCAGCCUUACUCACGGACUCCUCGCUGUCGGGCCAAGGGGGAGCGGGGUCGCCGCAGGUCAUCCUCGUGAGCCACACCCCACAGCCCUCCGCCGCUGCGUGUGAGGAAAUCGCCUACCAGGUAGCUGACGUGUCGGCCGGCCUGGCGCAGGGCGGGCAGCCAGAGAAGGAGGGCCGGGCGCACCAGUGUCUGGAGUGUGGCCGCAGCUUCGCCUCGGCCGCCGCGCUGCUGCACCACAGCCGGGAGACGCACGGCCGGGAGCGCAUCCACGUGUGUCCCGUGUGCAGGAAGGCCUUCAAGCGCGCCACACACCUCAAGGAGCACGUGCAGACGCAUCAGGCUGGCCCUUCCCUGAGCUCCCAGAAGCCGCGAGUGUUCAAGUGUGACACCUGUGAGAAGGCGUUCGCCAAGCCAAGCCAGCUGGAGCGGCACAGCCGCAUCCACACAGGAGAGCGGCCGUUCCACUGCAGCCUGUGCGAGAAGGCCUUCAACCAGAAGAGCGCGCUGCAGGUGCACAUGAAGAAGCACACGGGCGAGAGGCCCUACAAGUGUGACUACUGCGUCAUGGGCUUCACACAGAAGAGCAACAUGAAGCUGCACAUGAAGCGGGCGCACAGCUACACGGGAAACCUGCAGGAGCCCGUCGUCCAGCAGGAGCACGGUGCCGAGGAGCUGGGCCGGACCCUCCAUCUGGAGGAGGUGGUCCAGGAGUCCGCGAGCGAGUGGCAGGCCCUGGCCAACGUGUUCUGACCCGGCCCACCCCCGCCACCAAAGCCGUUUCUGAAGUUAAAUGUUGCGGAGAACGGAGCACUUGGAAUUUCUUCUUGGAAGCUUCGGGUGUUAAGAAAUGUUACCAUGCUAGGUUUUUAGCUGUAAAAUUAUCUCAAGAAUCAUUGUCUUCAGAGACUGAUAGGAACAACUGAGAGCAGUGUCAGCCCGUUGUUGUCGUUUGUGUACAAAUCACUGAACUCAGGUACAACCCUAGGCAGUUCUACCUUCCCGUUGCGGCCAGUGCCUCCAGUUCCAAAGAGCAAACUGGGUCUCACUGUCCCGUGCCGUGGCCUCUCUGUGUUAGCGGAGACGAACGUUAACAUGGAACACGCAAGAUAGAUUUUCCUUUGUGCUUUCUGUUGUAAGAAGCGUAGCUUAUAAAGCAAACGUAAAAUCGGCGCAUGAGGUUCAGAGAAACGUUAGAACACGCAGGGAAGUGUUUUCCAUUUUCUUUCUCUGUGUAUUUUGAAAUUAAGAAACAGAUUCUU
This is a messenger RNA of Lontra canadensis (Northern American river otter), 6426 nucleotides long. RefSeq names its product zinc finger protein 236 (gene ZNF236). The coding region runs from base 422 to 5917 and encodes 1831 amino acids. The record is from RefSeq and is a predicted model, not a curated record. Gene Ontology annotation, cellular component: nucleus. Gene Ontology annotation, biological process: regulation of transcription by RNA polymerase II. Gene Ontology annotation, molecular function: DNA-binding transcription factor activity, RNA polymerase II-specific; RNA polymerase II cis-regulatory region sequence-specific DNA binding. Lineage: Eukaryota; Metazoa; Chordata; Mammalia; Carnivora; Mustelidae. The transcript has 31 exons.